Molecule: messenger RNA, 1144 nt
Organism: Trematosphaeria pertusa
Lineage: Eukaryota; Fungi; Ascomycota; Dothideomycetes; Pleosporales; Trematosphaeriaceae
Product: nucleoside-diphosphate-sugar epimerase
Exons: 2
Coding region: 88-930 (280 amino acids)
Source: RefSeq, a predicted model, not a curated record
UACACAAAAAAUACCAUAUCAUGUCUGGUCAGGAAUGCCGCGGGAGCGACCAAAGUCUCCAAUGCCUUCCCCGACGUUCGCAUCGUCAUGGGGGACCUCGACGACACCGACCUCAUCGAGCGUGAAGCACGCGACACCGACAUUGCCCUCCACUUGGCUGCGACCGGCCACAUCGCCAGUGCUACUGCCAUCUCCCAGGGGCUAUCUAAGGCACAGUCGAAGAGCCCGAAGCAUUGGAUCCAAAUGUCCGGCGCUACGCUUCUUGCUGCCGAAAUCGCCCAAAGCAGAUUUGGCUUCAAAGCUGCCAGGACCUUCGACGAUCUGAACGAUAUCCAAGACGUCAUGUCUAUCAUCAGGAGUAACCCGAAGCGAGCAGUGGAUAAUCUUGUCAUUUCGCAGGACUCCUCCAAGGUGAAGACUGCCCUGAUUGUCGGUCCGCUCAUCUACGGGGUCGGAAGAGGUCCCGUCAACACUCGCAGCGUUCAGGCCCCGGAGAUUGCUCGCGUUACCUUGGAGCAGAAAGAAGGCUUUCGGCUGGCGGAAGGCGAGAAUAGCUGGAGUAAUGUCCAUGUCCACGACCUGAGCGGUUUGAUCGUCGCGCUGGUCGACGCCGCCGUCAACAACCGUCCCGGUCUGUGGAAUGAAAAUGGUAUAUACUUCCCGGAGAAUGGGAAUAUGACUUUUGGCAAACUAUGCGCUGAGAUUGCCGCUGAAGCGCACAAGCAUGGGCUCGUCCCUGAUCCUGAGGUAAAGAAGGUGAUUGAUGGAAAGGAAGCCGAUGCUUUGUCGGGGCAUGCAUCUAUCUUGUGGGGCACUAACGCGGUUCUGCGAUCCUCAAGGGCGAGGACGCAGCUUGGUUGGAAGCCAUCGGCUCCAUCUUUGAAAAACGUCAUUCCAGAGAUUGUCAGGAUAGAGACUGGUCGGCGCUAAGUCAUAUGGCAGUGUAACAGAUCUCAGUGGGUGAGAAUGCAGACUUAAUAAGGUGCUGCAAGCUGAGCACGUGGAGGGACGAGAAGGGCGGGGUUGGAGGAUGAAGAGUGCGGUUUUCGACCAGUCGCGGGCGUGGGAGUUUAAGCGCGGUGCUUCGGGCCAGUAAGCGAAGGGACCGAAGCUGAAGCUUGGCCGUACAAGCAUUUCAUGGCAU